UUUUACCCAAUUUGCGGAAAAGGGAUCAUUAUUUUAGCCCUGUAAUAAAAAAAAAUACAAACCUUGUUACCACCCAUGCUCGAAGAUCCAGCGUACUUUGCGGGCGCUCCCAAUGAGAAUGGUUACUACCCUAAGAAGAAGUCUGUUUACACGACAGCUCGACGACAAUGUUACUGAUUACUCGACAGCUCGAAGAAGUUUUGACGGAAAAGCUCAACAACAAAGCCUACAUGAAGGCUCCAAAAAGAAAGACAUUUUCAAUAUUCUGAUCUCUUUCGUUAAAAUGGUUUAAUCGUGUUUUACAAAAGAACGGAAAUAGACCCUUCAGGCGUUCUUUCCAGUGUCCUACCGUUGCUAAGAGCCCACUUAAAGUGUCAAUCAAAAAAAAAAUACUUACUCUCAACUGUACAUUUAACCAACCAGCGCAAAAUAAUUGGCUCUGAGCUAACUCUUUCAUCGGUGAAGGCCGAAGCUAAGACGAAGUAUGAGUCCAAAGAUCUCGGAGGUGUUAACAUAUUUUGCCGUUAUAUUGACAUUGGCCAAAGUCACGUGGGCGUUUCGCGGAGAAUUCUCACGGGCUUCCACAUUUAGUACAGUGGAAAACCACAUUUUAGUCGCCGACAGUGUCACUACUCGGCAGACGUACGAUAUCCUGUCAUGCGCACAAGCCUGCCUCAGUGUUACGCCCUGUAAGUCGUUCAACUUUGGAGGUGUCCCACAUGGUUUGUGUGAACUGUACAACCUGACCAAAGAGAGUAGGGGACUGGUGUACAUGCACGGUUCCGUCUAUGGUGAACUUCAAAACGUCACGGUUCCGGAAUGGCCAGAAGAACCUACACUACCCUCUGAGCCCAUCCCCGUUGGUGUGUACACAUUUACAACGUUGGGCGCGGUGGGUAAAGAUGGUCCUUCCGAAACUCUCGGUUACACAGGGACCCCACUCGAGGGGAAGGUCGUUCUCUCUGCUGGUAUCCAGAAGUGGCUCGUCCCGAGGACCUCCACCUACGUCAUCGAAGCAUAUGGUGCCUCAGGCGGAAAUGGGACCUGUAAUAGUGGUGUUGGAUGCAACAUCGGGGCCUGGAAACUAGGCGGACUUGGCGCGCGAAUUAAAGGGACAUUUUCAUUAGUGAAAGACCAGAAGAUACAAAUCUUGGUCGGCCAAAAGGGUCAACAUACGGUUAGUUUCCAAACCCGAGCAGGGUCGGGAGGUGGGGGGACAUUUGUCGUCAAUAAGAGUGACGGGUCACCAUUGCUUGUCGCCGGAGGGGGAGGGGGUGGUGGCCAAUCAAUGGCGGGUUUCACAGACGGGGAUCCCGGACAAGCCUCUACUAACGGCAGUCGCUGCGGGGGGUCUGGUGGACAGGGAGGCAGGUUGUGUACCGCAGAUCUCGUAAUAGUAUCGUCUGGAGUGAUGGGUGGGGCAGGGGCGGGGUUAAACGGAAAUGGAAAGGCUGGUGCCAUGGCAGAUGCAAUGAGUUUUACAAAUGGCGGUGCGGGUUCUCCGGGAAUGGACGUUACCUGCAAUGGGGGGUUUGGUGGGGGAGGAUUUGGACUUGCAAGCCCUGGGGGAGGGGGCGGGUAUUCUGGUGGCGGCAUAGUAGGGACUGCAACAAGUGGUACCGCAGGGGGAGGGGGGUCAUUCAAUAGCGGGACAUCUCAGGAAAACACGCCUGGUGUUAACAAUGGCGACGGAAAGGUUGUGAUCAAAGAGUUCUAAAGCAGGUGAUCAAACGUUUUCAACUUUUUUAUAUUAACCCUUUAUAUCAGGAGGUAUGAUGUCGGGCUACAACAUAUGGCUGGGCUGUGAUCCAGAUGUGACAGCGAUAGAAUAAUUAAGUUUUAUUAUCACUAGUAGGUUUUUGCUUUAAUGUGUAUAAUGUCUGCUUUAUGUUGACCCCACCUGUGAUUCAGACUGCUUACUCAAUUGGUGAAUAAACUACUAUUAUUAUUA
Nematostella vectensis (starlet sea anemone) is the source of this 1951-nucleotide messenger RNA. RefSeq lists its product as uncharacterized. The record is from RefSeq and is a predicted model, not a curated record. NCBI's taxonomy places the organism in Eukaryota, Metazoa, Cnidaria, Anthozoa, Actiniaria, Edwardsiidae. The transcript has 4 exons. Bases 485 to 1717 code for a protein of 410 amino acids.